AUGUACUUCACCUGCUCUGAAGCUGCCUUCCCUGGGUGCUACUGGGGCAGCUACGGCUACCCUCUGGGGUACAGCGUGGGCUGCGGCUUUGGCAGCACCUACUCCCCGGUGGGCUACGGCCUGGGCUAUGGCUAUAACGGCUGUGGAGCUUAUGGCUACAGACGCUGCUGGCCCUUUGCCCUCUACUGA
Molecule: messenger RNA, 189 nt
Organism: Fukomys damarensis (Damara mole-rat)
Lineage: Eukaryota; Metazoa; Chordata; Mammalia; Rodentia; Bathyergidae
Product: keratin-associated protein 8-1
Exons: 1
Coding region: 1-189 (62 amino acids)
Source: RefSeq, a predicted model, not a curated record